Messenger RNA from Camellia sinensis, 1970 nucleotides. The record is from RefSeq and is a predicted model, not a curated record. Lineage: Eukaryota; Viridiplantae; Streptophyta; Magnoliopsida; Ericales; Theaceae.
ACACAAAUCACUAAAAAAAAACAAAACAAAAAUAAACAUUUGUGUUACCUUUUACCUUUCUUCAAGAUGCUAAUACAUAACAGUCUCUAUCUGGAUUUCAUUUGGGUAGAGAAAUGUAUUAAAAGCACAGUGCGAGUCUGUGCACUCAAAGUGUCAAACUGACUGAAUUUUCAUUUUCAGGAGUUAUUUACUUUGGAGAUUGCACAUGUGCACACUGCUAGUUACAAAUAAUUCUACCAUCAGGAGUUAAUUAUUUGGCUUCACAUGUGCAAUGCAGGAUGAUGGUACAAUAAUCUAGAAUGUGGCCUUGUUUGAUGAAUUUUGAAAAAUCAAAAAGCGUGACAGAAUUUGUAUUCACACCAAAUUGGGCGUACACAUUGUAUAAUAUUAUAGAUAUUUAGUUAUUACGUUGUAAACAAUCGGUAGGGUAAAAUAAGGGAAGUUGCAUGGGGUAGCUGUGAGACUCGAACCCCUAUAUCAUGCCCGGUAAGUAAGCGCCUCAUCCACAUGUGAAGCCAACCCCUUUGGUAUGGAGUCAGUUUUGAGCAAAGUCAUCUUAGGCGGUGUUUUUUUUGGGCAGACUAGAUUAAAUUAGAUUAGCGUUCUUGAGACUAUUAGUCAUAGAAUUAUCGAUCCCUUUGGAUUGUGUAUCAUAUCUCAUUGUUGGAUUAGUCAAACGUGCAAUUAUGUAUUUUGUUGGAUUAAUCCAAUCACAAAGCCAUAUCGGCCGAAACCCAAACAAAAGUGGCGUAAGUGGAAUAGGUCGAGCCCAGCAUUGGACUUCUGGUUUUGACGCUCAAUAUAUUGUGACAAAAAGGGGGGGAUUUUUUUAAAUUGUUUGGUUUUAUAAACUUGUGUCAGCAGGUUAUAACAAACACACCCAGAAGUGUGAAAUCACAAGUACCUACUCCAUCUCAUCAACUCCAUCUUAUUUUUCUAAGUUUAGCUCUUCAGAUUCACAGUAUAUAUAUACCCAACCAAAUUAUCACAACCCAUCAUCACCAUUCCAACAAAAUACUCUCAACCUUAGUACUCUCAAGAGCUCCCCAAAUCUCCUGUGUGUAACUCAUGGAAAACCAUCCGCUCAAGGCCAUAAUCUUCUCACUUCUCCUAGCCCUCACAAUUAGAGGUGGGAGUGCGACCCGAAUCCUCAAUGAGGAUGAGGAGGUACUGGCUGUCCCCACUAUUGCACCUGUGUUACCCACUGUAACUCCUCCUGGGGCUAUCGCUCCAGUUGCUGCUGCUAGCACUGUGGUGGGCCUUGCAACCCCUGACCAUCCCUUCACCUUCUUCCUACAUGACAUACUUGGAGGCUCGAACCCCUCGACUAGAGCCGUGACAGGCAUUGUAACCAACCCAGCCGUCAAUGGUCAAGUCCCGUUCGCCAAGCCUAACGGCGCAGUCCUCCCCAUUAACAAUGGUGUCCCUACCGAUAACGCCAAUAGCGCAGUUAUCAACAAUAACAACGUCCCUUUCCUCACCGGGCUGAGUGGAAACACUCAGAACGUGAUUCAAAACAACGGAAACAACAACGUUGUCAAUGGCGGUGGGUUUGGAUUCCCAGCCUUGAAUGCUGCCCAGCUCCCUUCAGGGUCUGCGCUUCAGAAGCUCAUGUUCGGAACACUGACGGCUUUCGACGAUGAACUGACUGAAGGGCACGAGUUGGGGUCCGGUUUGGUUGGGAAGGCUCAAGGGUUUUACGUGGCGAGCUCGGAAGAUGGUAGUAGCCAGACCAUGGUUUUCACGGCUAUGUUCGAGAGCGGCGGUUAUGUUGAUAGCCUAUGCUUCUUCGGUGUGCACCGGAUGGCGGUGUCGGAAUCCCAACUGGCCAUCAUGGGUGGGACCGGAAAGUUUGUGAAUGCUAAGGGAUUUGCAACUGUGAAGACUUUCCCAGCUGCCAAUCAGCACAACACUGAUGGAGUGGAGACUCUGCUGGAGAUCACUGUGUAUCUCACUUAUUAGUGUUAUGU